Molecule: messenger RNA, 354 nt
Organism: Pyricularia oryzae 70-15
Lineage: Eukaryota; Fungi; Ascomycota; Sordariomycetes; Magnaporthales; Pyriculariaceae
Exons: 6
Coding region: 1-354 (117 amino acids)
Source: RefSeq, a predicted model, not a curated record
AUGAACUGGUACCAAAGGAUAGGUAGAAAGGGUCGCAACAAGGAUGGGGGGUAUAAUAAAAACGGGGGUGGUUAUUCCGGAGCAGGCAGCACAUUUGUUGGCGCGAGAAAAGUGAAAGUCUACCGUCUCAACCGUAUACAGGCUCAGCGCCGGAUCCACCCGUACGAUUUCGUUGUGGGCUUGAAUGGUGCACGUACCACACUAUCCAAGGUACUUGGUCGUGGAGUCGCCCGAAAGUCACACCUUGGGCUGAGACAGGAUGGCCUCGUAGCUCCCCCAGCAACGGCUUCUCCGAGCCCACAUCGCGAACGGAAGUGGGCGCGCGGCUUGUGCCGCCAACGGCUAGGCAUUUAG